AUGAGGGCUUCAGAGUGGGGAAUGGAUGUUGUUUGGAGGUUGAAGAGAGGUAAAGAAGGUGAGGAUGUGAUGGUUAUGAGAGGGAUAUGGUCAGAGGUUAUGGGUUCUGAUGGAAAAGUUUGGGUAGAUGGGUUUAGUUCAGAAGAAGUUGGUAUAGAUGGUGUUGGUUUAGAUGAGGUAGGGAGUGAGGUUGUUGGUUGUGAAGAUUUGAAUUUUUCUUUGGGAGAGAUAAUAUGCGUGGUAGGUGGAGUGAAGGAGGUUGUAACAGUGGUUGAGAGUGUGAGGGGUGAUAGAGGGAGUGAUGAGGCAAGUUGCCUAGAGCCAGAGGUAUUCAUAGAUUCUGAGAUAGAUAACUUACCAGAUAGUGUUGAAGAAGAGGGUGUAAAUUUAGGAAACCCUAAUGCAAGAAAUAGUGAAAAAGGAACAAAGAACGUGAUUGCUCGGAAAUCUUCACAACCCACAACGGCUUCAUCAUUCUUCUUUACCGUUUUCUAUACUCUCUUUUACGCUGCUUUGGAUAUUAAAGUUGAUUCAUUCGUUGUUGUUCUUACUUUUCUUUGCUGGGUUUCUUCUAGUUUCAUCGUUAAUUCCAUCAGUUUCGAACUCGCUUGGAAGAAUUUUGUGAUUGGUUAUUUUACAGAUUCUAGCAGUGUUGUCAAUAAAGAUGAAUCUACUCCCAUUGUUAUUUUGAUUCCUGGUUUAACAAGUGAUUCUUCAGCUCCUUAUCUCAAACACCUUGCAUAUCAUACAGCAAAACGUGGAUGGAAAGUUGUUGUCAGUAAUCAUCGAGGACUUGGAGGUGUUCCAAUCACGUCUGAUAUUUUCUACAAUUCUGGAUGGACUGAGGAUACUCGCACAGUUGUUAAUUACGUCCACAAAGAGAAUCCCAAGGCACCUUUGUUUAUUGUUGGAAAUAGCGUUGGAGCUAAUAUUCUGGUAAAAUAUCUUGGCGAGGAAGGUGAGAACACUCCUGUAGCUGGAGCUGUAGCUGUUUGCUCUCCUUGGGACCUUUUGAUAACUGAUAGAUUUAUAACUCGUGCUCCUGUGCAAAAGUUUUAUGACAAAGCACUAACAGGCGGCCUUCAAGAUUAUGCAAAAUUACACCAGCCUCUCUUUUCUCGGCUUGGUAAUUGGGAAGGGAUAAUGAAGGCACUUUCUAUUCGAGAUUUCGAUGACCACGCCACUCGAUUGUUUGCAAAGUAUGAGACUGUUGAUACGUACUAUAGACGUUGCAGCAGUACUCCUUAUGUGAAAUCUGUAUCAAUUCCGCUUCUCUGUAUUAGUGCUCUGGAUGAUCCCGUCUGUACCAAGGAAGCCAUUCCAUGGGACGAAUGCAGGUUAAAUAAAAAUAUUGUGUUGGCCACUGUAAAGCAUGGAGGACAUUUGGCUUUCUUUGAAGGAAUAACUGCAUCUAGCCUGUGGUGGGUAAGAGCUGCUAAUGAAUUUCUUGAUGUACUACACUCUAGCCAUUAUAUGCAUCAACAGAAGAAGAUUUCUAAACCAAACGCACCAUUAGACUCUUCAAUCGAUCAGAGCCCUUAUAUCAAUGUUACCGAAGAUGGAUUGGUGGCUGGACUGAACAAUGAACCAACAACAGAAAUCCAGAAGAAAAACAAGUAAUACAGGAGAAUAUAUUCUUGUAUGACUUGGUGCA
This is a messenger RNA of Lathyrus oleraceus (garden pea), 1654 nucleotides long. RefSeq lists its product as uncharacterized. Lineage: Eukaryota; Viridiplantae; Streptophyta; Magnoliopsida; Fabales; Fabaceae. Gene Ontology annotation, molecular function: short-chain carboxylesterase activity; monoacylglycerol lipase activity. The coding region runs from base 1 to 1620 and encodes 539 amino acids. The record is from RefSeq and is a predicted model, not a curated record. The transcript is spliced from 14 exons. Gene Ontology annotation, biological process: lipid metabolic process.